Molecule: messenger RNA, 408 nt
Organism: Cetraspora pellucida
Lineage: Eukaryota; Fungi; Glomeromycota; Glomeromycetes; Diversisporales; Gigasporaceae
Source: the annotation of a GenBank genome assembly
AUGGGAAUACCACUUCCAACUCGUGUUGGUAAAAAAAAAAAAAGAGGCCCUGACGCAACGUCUAAAUUACCUGCCGGUAGAGUUUGUCAACAACGAGAAAGAUUAAAACCACAAGAAGAAAAAGCACAAGCAGGUGUGGGAUCUCUGAAAGAAAUCAUUGACGAUGAUCAUGCAGUAGUUUCUUCUUCUACAGGACCAGAAUAUCAUGUCAGCAUCUUAUCAUCUGUAGAUAUUCAAUUUUAUAUGCCUGUUGUCGGUGUACUUCAAGAUAAUACUGAUCCAAUGGUUAGUGUUAUGAAACUUGAGAAAGCACCUACAGAAUUACAUGCAGAUAUUGGUGUUUUGGAACAACAAAUUCAAGGAAUCAAGAAUCGUAGAAUUACUCUUAACACGUCCAGAAAUUUAUGA